AAAUAUGUCUUUAGUAGCAAACAGUAUUAAAGAGAUUAUAUCAAUCAAAAUUAAAUCAAGAAAUGAUAGUGUUACUGACCAAUACCAACGAAUUUUUAUGACUAAAAUUUGCAUUGUAUUUGCGGCGCUUGUUGGUGUAAAUUACUUUAAUGAUAAGGUUUCUUGCAUUAUAGCAAAUACAAAUGGAAUGAGCGAUAGUUUUGUAGGUGCAACAUGCUGGAUUCAAGGAUUUUAUGUUUUCGAAGAAAUGAUUACUAGAUUUGAAGAUUGUGGUUACUAUGGAAUACCAAAAAAUAUGGAGCACGACGGUAUUAAUAGUCUUGGUCAUUUAUGUGCAGUUAAUGAUCGUGCUUUAGGAAAGAUUUUUGGUUGUCAUCCAAUGAAAAAAAAGUAUUAUGACCAAUACCAAUAUAUGCCGUUUUUUAUAGCUUCCUUAGCAAUAUUGUUUUAUCUUCCUUAUGCAAUAUUUAAAAUCACAAAUAGUGACUUGAUGAGCCUUAAAGAUACAUUAAACAACAAGGAAGUAAAAGCUGAAGAUAUCGUAUCCGCCUACUUUAACGUGAAAACUAAUAGCAUAAGAAAAAUGAAAUUGCGAGUAGUAAUGACUGUUUGUAUCAAAUUUUUAUAUUUAUUCGCAAAUGUUGUUGCUUUUAUUCUUUGCGAUGUAUUACUCAACGGUGAUUUUCGUAAAUAUGGCUUAAACUAUGUUCGUUGGAUGCGGUCGCAUAGUUUUAUAGGAUUAACUAGCUACGGUUUAAAAGCACAAAUAGAGCCAAAACCAGGUUAUGUCCUACUCCCUGCUAUGGGAUUUUGUGAAAUUCACGAGGCAUCACGUGAUAAUAGAAAUUCUUAUAUUAACAGUCAUCGUUUUAUCUGCGAAAUUUCUCCGCAUCUAUUGUAUCAAUACGUUAUGCUAGUGUUUUGGUUUUUACUUGUUUUUGGAAUAGGUAUUUCUAUUGCUGGAGUAAUUGUAGCUAUGUUUGGAUACUUGAUCAAUUUUAUUUGUCUUUUGAGCAAAGACAGCCCUGCAAAAAAAAUAUAUCGUAUCGUGACAUUCAGAGAAAUAGAUUAUCUUGAGUGCAUUCGAAGAAAAAAUUUGCCUUUGUAUAGUGAUGUCCUCUACAGUUUAAAAGAAAAGCGCGUCAAAAAGACUAAAUAUUCAGAAAGAAAAUUCGAACAUUUUGCUUUUGUUAAAUCAGACCGCGAAUAAUAUAGGAAAAUAAUAAGUGAAAUCAAAAU
Hydra vulgaris (swiftwater hydra) is the source of this 1239-nucleotide messenger RNA. Its product is annotated as innexin inx3. Gene Ontology annotation, molecular function: gap junction channel activity. NCBI's taxonomy places the organism in Eukaryota, Metazoa, Cnidaria, Hydrozoa, Anthoathecata, Hydridae. The record is from RefSeq and is a predicted model, not a curated record. Gene Ontology annotation, cellular component: plasma membrane; gap junction.